AGCUAUCGAUUUCUCAACUUCCACCUCCCUUUAAGUUCAGUCCAGAUCUUCGUCUUCGCAUCGGGGGACCAAGGUAGUUCCGAAAAUGGCUUCUCAGAGUGGAAUCGGCAUCAGUGAGGCACUGUCCACCGCCUUCGUCGAUGCAGUCUCCAACAAGGGUUCUCUCAGGUUAAUAUUGGUGCAAAUUGAAAAUGAGUCACUCGUCCCAAGUCUAGUUCGACCACCAACAGAAUCAAAAACUGAAGUCGAGGAUUUUGAACUCCUAGGCGACAUCCUUCAGGAUGAUAAACCCGCCUAUGUCCUCUUUCGGCUUGGGGAUAAUGCGGAAAAAGACUGGUUGUUUAUAUCAUAUGUACCCGAUCAAGCCAAAGUGCGGGAUAAGAUGCUUUACGCUUCCACCCGGGCAACAAUCUCGCGACAGCUUGGUGAUUCGAAUUUUAAGGAUUCAAUGUUUGCAACUACGAAGGAUGACUUGACUCCCAAGGGAUAUCUGGCUCAUUUGGCAUCACAAAAAGCCCAAGCACCUAUGACUUUACGAGAACGAGAAUUAGCUGACAUCAAGGCUGCCGAAGGAGCCGACCUAUCAUCGAUGGGUACAGCAAUGCGAAGCUCGAACGUAUGGGGCUCGGGCGACAAUACGGUCAAUGCUAAUCUGGGGUUGAAAUGGCAUGAGGAUGCUCAAAAGUCCCUGUCUUCCUGGUCAGCCGAAGACGGCGGUCCAAUAGUUCAAUUUAAUAUCGACAUUCCUACUGAGACGAUCGUUGUAUCCUCUCACGACCAUUCGGGUCAAUUACAAUUUCCUGACGACCAACCAACAUACACAUUUUACAAAUUUGUUCACGAUGGAGAUUCUGAGCGUCGAGUCUUCAUCUAUUCUUGCCCUUCAAAGUCUCCCGUCAAAUCCAGAUUGAUUUAUUCCUGCAACUCGUCCUCCGUUUCAUCGAAAGGCCCUGAAUAUGGAUUCACACUUGACAAGAAAAUCGAAACAUCCAAUCCUGAGGAAGUCGAUAUUGAUUAUAUCAAGUCGGAGCUCAUAUCUUCUUCACUUUCAACGUCCAACCCCAAUUCUUCAACUCUCAAACCAGCAGCAGGCUUUGCCAAACCUCCUCGACCUGGCCGAAGGAGAUGAUCCGCUGAUCAAUCAAUCACGUUUACCUUUGGAUUGAACAUUUCGGAAUACUAGAUCUGAUGUUUCUUUGCAUCUUUUUUUAACACUUACUCUGUUGUUGUGACUUAUAGAUAUUGGAUGAUCCCAUUUAGUGUAUACACUUGUCGUAUCGAAAAGAUAACAUAUUCUAGUUUGAAAGCCUCGAUGGAGAAAAUGAACGACGUGUCUGCUGGGUCCAGCAAUUGCUUCUUUACAGAAAUGUAUGUAUACAGGCCCGUAUAACUUUGAGCGUCAUCUGACCCCUUCAGUUGUAGAUCCUCGGCCGCCUGAUGAGACCUAUGAGUCUUCCAGGUGCUUCUGGGUUUGGAGAUUCUGGGUUGGAAUCACGAUCAUCAGUUGAACAGAACUACAUCAAUUGCCCGCAAGGACAGGUUGGUUCUUUUGGGUCACAUUUACUGAUCAUACACACGGAUACACUCUUUGUGGAGUUUUUUUUACCCCGGAAAAUCUAUACAUGCUUGUUUGAA
Messenger RNA from Puccinia graminis f. sp. tritici CRL 75-36-700-3, 1635 nucleotides. RefSeq lists its product as uncharacterized. Gene Ontology annotation, molecular function: actin monomer binding; actin filament binding. The transcript has 6 exons. Gene Ontology annotation, biological process: barbed-end actin filament capping; actin filament depolymerization. Bases 86 to 1129 code for a protein of 347 amino acids. Gene Ontology annotation, cellular component: actin filament; cytoplasm. The record is from RefSeq and is a predicted model, not a curated record. NCBI's taxonomy places the organism in Eukaryota, Fungi, Basidiomycota, Pucciniomycetes, Pucciniales, Pucciniaceae.